Molecule: messenger RNA, 4903 nt
Organism: Paramecium primaurelia
Lineage: Eukaryota; Ciliophora; Oligohymenophorea; Peniculida; Parameciidae
Source: the annotation of a GenBank genome assembly
AUGAGUGAUUAAGGUAUUUUAAAUUUCAGCUUAACUAGAAGUUCAAAAUGGAGUGCCAACAUAAAUUUAGCCUUAAGAGAACUAAAGAAGACUCAUGCAUCUUUCAAGUUUGGUUAAUUAAGUAUUAAGUUCAUAAUAUAAAAAUAGUUGAUUGGGCAAGGUAAAGAUGAUCCUGAAGAUUUAGUAGAAUUUAGUGUACAUGGAAAACUAUUAGCUGUAUGUAGAUGGUUAUUAUUUUUAGUAUACAAGAAGAUCAUUGAAUUUAUUUGAAGCUGAGAACAAAAUUAGAUUAUGGGCAAUAUGGAUGAUUGAGUGGAUGUAUAUUUAAGUUUAAUUUCAUAUUAGCUGGUUUGAUAGAUUCAUCAUUACAGUGAUUUUAUUAAAUUCAAUUUUAUUAGCCACAUAAGAUUAUAGUUGGAGAGAGACUAAUUAAGAAGCACCUAGUACUUGGACAGACAGUUUCGAAUAUUUAUUUACUGCAAUAUUUAUUAUAGAGUUCCUUUUGAAAAUGAUAGCAAUGGGAUUUAUCCUUGAUAAACAAACAUACUUAAGAGAUGGGUGGAAUUUUAUUGAUUUUAUCGUUGUAAUAACAGGAAUCAUAUCACUUUUCAUUUCUACUAGAGUAUCAGCUAUUAGAAUUGUAAGAAUAAUGAGACCACUAAGAUCUAUAAAUUCAUUGAAAGAGAUGAAAGUUCUUAUCAUAACAUUAUUAGAUUCCUUGCCUGCUUUGGUUAAUGUGGUUAUUUUUUUACUAUUUAUAAUAAUCCUCUUUGGAAUAUUGGGAUUAUAAAUAUUUAUGGGAGCUUUAGAAAAUAGAUGUAGAAUGACAGAAUAUCCUGUGGGGGAUGUUUGGAAAGUCUCAAAUUAUACAAAAUUAUGUUAGGAUUCUUCAAACUGUCCUGAAGGAACAUAUUGUGGAAAUCCAAAUACUUAUAAUCUGCCUUAACAAGAAUCUGAUGAUAAGACCUUUAAUUAUGGAUAUACAAAUUUCAAUAAUAUUUUUUCGGCUACAUUUACUAUUUUUUAAGCUUUAACAACAGAAGGUUGGACAAAGUUGAUUUUUAUUUAUUAGGAAGCAUUGUCUACAGUUAUAGUUUAUAUUUACUUCUUAUUACUUAUUUUUUUGGGAUCUUUUUUUGUUGUAAACUUAAUAUUAGCUGUUAUUAAUGAUAGUUUUACAGCUGCUUAAAUAAGAGCCAGUAUUAAAAAUUCUUAAGCAUUUGCUACAUCUUUUCCUUAAGAAGAAUAAGAUGAAGAGAUAGAAUAAAAUGAAGAAGGAGAACAAUAAGUUGCAUUGACUAAUAAUAUCAAUAAUGAAGAUUAGACAUAAAAUAAUUAAUUAGAUCAUGAAUAAUAAUUAAGAAAACCUAUUACUUAAAAUAUUAAUGAUACUAAUGCCUUAAAAAAUUAAGAGAAUCAAAAUAAUGGUGAAUAAUAAUAAAUAUCUAAGAGCAAUACUAUAAAAUAAAUUCAAUAAUCAGCUAGAUCUUAAAAAAAAUAAAGAAGUUUAAAAUUAAAAUAAUCUAAGUUUAAGUAAUUUCAAUUACUUUUAAUUGUUAUUAUAGAAACAAAGUAAUUUUAUUAAAUAAUAAUAUAGAUAUUUUUUGGCUUUUAUCACAUCAAUUAUUAUAUUAAAUACAAUUACUUUAUCUUUAGACAGAUAUCCUAUAUCUAAAACUGAAAGUGAUAUUUUAGAUAUAGCUAAUUAGAUAUUUACUGUAAUUUUCACAAUUGAAAUGAUUUUGAAACUACUAGCAUUUGAUACAAAUUAUUUAAAAGAUUCGAUGAAUAUCUUUGAUGCUAUUAUAGUUAUUUUAUCAUUAAUAGAAUGGAUUCUUAGUAGUGCAGGCAAUGAUUCAAGUGGAGGAAGUUUUUCAGCUAUUUAAGCUUUUAGAACUUUAAGAUUAUUUAGAUUAUUUAAAUUAGCACGUACAUGGAUUAGUUUUAGAAAAUUGUUAUCAGCUAUUGCAGCUACAGUUGGUGGUAUUGCUUAUUUUAUUAUUUUGUUAUUAUUGUUUAUGUCUGUUGCAGCUCUUUUGGGUAUGGAAUUAUUUGCUUAUAAAACACCAUAUAGAUACAACUUUAAUAAUUAUUUGACUUCAAUGUUAGUAGUAUUUAUGCUUUUAACUAAUGAAUCUUGGAAUACAAUUGCAUAUACAUUUAUGUAUGAUUUAGAAUCUAUAUAUCCAGUCAUUUAUUUUGUAAUAGUAAUUAUAUUUGGAAAUUUUAUACUACUAAAAUUAUUUAUAGCUAUUUUGAUAAAUAAUUUUCAUGAAGCAAAUAUAGAUUAAAAUUAAUCUAUAGAAGAUAAUCGUAAUCUUUUUUCAAGUAGACAUGAUUAGUCUAUGACAGAAAAUCAUUAAAGUAUAAAAAUAAAUCAAGUGUCACCAGAAUAAAUUUAACAAUCAUUUUAAGUAAUUAAAUCUGCAUCUAACUAAUAAACAAAUUAUAAUUCAUCUAUGAGAUUCAAGAAUUUAUCAUAAUAAUUUAUGGCAUCUACAAUUAUUUUAAAUAAUACAAUGAAUCAAUCUUUGCUUGAAGGUGUUUCUUUAUAUAUAUUUCCACCUUAAAAUAAAAUCAGACUUAAGAUUAAUAAAUUAAUUAAUUAAAAAUAUUUUGAAUUCUUUAUUCUAACAAUUAUAAUUAUCUCAAGUAUUUUAUUAGCUUUAGAUGAUCCACUCUCAUCAUCAAAUAAUAUAACUCUUAAUGUUAUUGAUGAAAUAAUUACAGCUUUAUUUAUUUUUGAAGCCUUAUUAAAAAUAAUUAGUAAAGGAUUUAUAAUUAAUGGACCUGAUAGUUACUUAAGAUCUCCAGGUAAUAUAUUAGAUCUUGUAGUUAUCAUUUUUUCAUCUUUAGCAUUUGAUCAAAGUUAAGCAUAAACAUUUUCAAAAAUUAAGAUAUUAAGAGUUAUUAGAGUAUUAAGGCCUCUUCGUUUGAUAGUAAGAAAUGAGGAUUUAAAAAUGUCUAUAAAUGCUUUGUUCAAUAGUUUAUCUUAAAUGAUGAAUAUUGCAUUAGUUUGUUUAAUUUUCUUUUUGUUAUUUGGAAUAUUUGGAGUAACUUAAUUCAAAGGAGCAUAUUAUUAUUGUGAUAUAUAGGAUGUUAAUGAUAAAUGGGAAUGUUUUGAUAAAGGAGGAUCUUGGUCUAAUAAGAAUUUUAAUUUUGAUAAUGUUUUGAAUGCUAUGAUUACUUUAUUUGUUAUAUCAACAACAGAAGGAUGGAUAAAUUUAAUGUCUGAUGGAAUUGAUAGUAGAGGUAUUAAUCUUAAUCCAAAAGAAAAUAAUGCUUAUGGAUGGGCAUUUUAUUUUGUAUUUUUUAUAAUAGUUGGUUCAUUUUUUAUAAUUAAUUUAUUUGCAGGAGUUAUAGUUGAAGCUUUUUAAAGUGAGAAAGAUAGAUUAAGUUAUAUGAAAGAUUUAACUAAAUAAGAAUUAGAAUGGUAUGAAAUUUAACAAAAUAUAUAUUCAAGUGUUCCAAUUGAGAAAUUUAAAAUCUCAAAACAAAAAAUAAUUAGAUGGCUAAAUGAAAUUAUAUCAUCAAAUAAUUUUGAGAUGUUUAUUUUGAGUAUAAUAAUUUUGAAUACUUGUGUUAUGAUGAUUUAAUAUUUAAGAUCUCCAUAAGAAUUAACAGAUGCUAUAUAAAUAUUGAAUUGGAUAUUUUUAUCUAUUUUUUCUAUAGAAGCAAUAUUAAAAUUAAUAGUAUAUAGGAAAUUUUAUUUUACUUCAGGUUGGAAUGUUUUUGAUUUUACAGUUGUAUUAUUAACAAUUUUAGGUGUAAUAUUAGAAUAAAGUAAUGUAUUAAAUAAUGUUGGUACAGCUACAUCUAUUUUAAGAACAUUUAGAAUUUUUAGAGUAUUAAGACUCAUAAAGAGUGCAAAAAAUUUAAGAAUUAUUUUUGGAACAUUUCUAGUAACAUUACCUGGAUUAGUAAGUGUUGGUGGUUUAUUAGGAAUAAUGUUAUUUAUUUUUGCUGUUGUAUUUAUGAAUUUAUUCCCAUAUGUAAAAAGAGGUGAAGGUAUAACAGAAAAUUCAAAUUUCAGUUCUUUUGGAGUUAGUUUAUUUACAUUAUUUAAAUGUUCAACUGGUGAAGAUUGGAAUUUAGUAAUGAUGGAUACUGCAAGAACUGCAUAACCAAAUGAUAUUUGUUUUGAUUUUAAUGAUUAUACUAAUUAUGCUGAAUAUGGGUUUAUGGGAUGUGGAAAUGUUGGUGGAAUAUUAUUAAUGAUUAUAUUUAUGAUCAUAGUUUCAUUGAUUAUGUUAAAUUUAUUUGUUGCUAUUAUCAUUGAAGUAUAUCUAUCUUAUAUAAUUAUUAAAUAGGGAUUCUAAAAUAUUAGCAAAGAAGAAAAUGCACCAAUUAAAAAGUUAGAUAUAGAGAACUUUUAACAAUUAUGGAAGGAUUAUGAUAAAGAUGCUACUGGAUUUAUGUAAUGUAAAUAUUUUACAUAAUUUAUGAUUGCUUUACCAUAACCAUUAGGAGUAAUUAUAUUCUUAUAUUUCUUAGUGGUCAAAAUUAAAAUAUUCAGCAACUUAAUAACGAAUACGUGUGGCUUAAUUGAAUUUACCUGUAUAUAAUUUAAAUGGCAAGAAUAUGUAUUUUUAUCAUUAAGCACUUAUUUGUUUAGCCUAAGAUUUCUUAGAAUCAAGUGGAUUUAUAACUAAGUAAAUAGAUAUAUAUCUUAAGUUUUGAAAUAUCAAAAGAUAUUGUUAAAUUAAAAUUGCAACCUUUAAUAGAAAAAGCAUUUUCUCCAGUUUCUAAUUUAUAGACAGAAUUUGAUAGUGGUUAAUAUAUGGCUGCUGUUUUAAUAUAAUAAAAUGGAAAAAGGAAAUUAUAAAAAUUAAAGAAAUCUAAAAGUUCUUUAAUUUAAGCUUAAUAUACUAAUGAUGAUGAAGUCUAAUAAUUCGUUUCUUGA